Messenger RNA from Manduca sexta (tobacco hornworm), 1550 nucleotides. It is a transcript of the gene CSN4, whose product is annotated as COP9 signalosome complex subunit 4. The record is from RefSeq and is a predicted model, not a curated record. The transcript is spliced from 9 exons. The coding region runs from base 265 to 1494 and encodes 409 amino acids. NCBI's taxonomy places the organism in Eukaryota, Metazoa, Arthropoda, Insecta, Lepidoptera, Sphingidae. Gene Ontology annotation, cellular component: cytosol; COP9 signalosome.
CGAUAUUUGCAAAAUCACUUUCAUCGAUGGAGCCACAAUCAGAGACCAAUAAACUAGCCACAAUCUAAAAAUUAAAUCGAUUUUGCCUUAUGUCAAAAACAUAGACUAAUAUAUAAUACUGGAAGUCAAAAAUUCUCAAACAGAAGUUGCAGAAAACGUUUAUUUAUAUAUUAUAAUUCUCUACGUUUAUUGGUCUCUGCAGAAAACCUAUUCAUUUGUCACUACCGAAAACCCGAAAAAUAAACAGAUAUUUAAAAUUCAAUUAUGCCUUUAAAUUUACAAGGUGUACGCCAAUAUCUGAAUGAACUGAGAAAUUCUGGAGGCUUGCAUAAAGAUCAAGCAGAGAAGUACCGCAAUGUUCUUACAGAAAUUCUAAAAAAUACUGAGGGAGAAUUGGCUGAAUCACUCAAAGCAUUUGUAGAAGCAAUUGUGAAUGAGAAUGUGAGUCUAGUGAUAUCCAGACAGCUGCUGACCGAUGUGAGCACACACCUGGCACUGCUCCCUGACAAUGUCUCUCAGGAGGUGUCACAUUUUGCACUAGAUGUGAUACAGCCUAGAGUCAUCUCAUUUGAAGAACAGGUGGCCAGCAUCAGACAACACUUGGCUGAUAUCUACGAGCGUAACCAAAACUGGAAAGAAGCUGCAAAUGUACUUGUGGGCAUACCAUUGGAAACAGGACAAAAACAAUAUUCAGUAGACUAUAAAUUAGAGACAUAUUUGAAGAUAGCCCGUUUAUACUUGGAGGUUGAUGACCCCGUGCAGGCUGAAGCAUUUGUGAACAGAGCGUCUUUGCUUCAAGCUGAGACCACCAAUGAACAACUACAGAUUUACUACAAAGUGUGUUAUGCGAGGGUUUUGGACUAUAGAAGGAAAUUCAUUGAAGCGGCACAGCGGUACAAUGAACUGUCCUACAGGAACAUAAUACAUGAGGAUGAAAGAAUGACUUGCCUCAGGAAUGCUCUCAUUUGCACAGUUCUUGCAUCUGCAGGCCAGCAAAGGUCCAGAAUGUUAGCAACACUCUUCAAGGACGAGCGCUGCCAACAGCUGCCAGCUUACUCUAUACUAGAAAAAAUGUACCUCGACCGCAUCAUCAGGCGCUCGGAGUUACACGAGUUUGAAGCUCUUAUGCAGACACACCAGAAGGCGACGACGUCCGACGGGUCGACGAUCCUGGACCGCGCGGUGUUCGAGCACAACCUGCUGUCGGCGAGCAAGCUGUACAACAACAUCACGUUCGAGGAGCUCGGCGCGCUGCUGGAGACGCCGCCCGCGCGCGCCGAGCGCAUCGCCAGCCACAUGAUCAGCGAGGGCCGCAUGAACGGAUACAUCGACCAGAUCAGCUCCGUCGUGCACUUCGAGACUCGGGAGAUUUUGCCGCAAUGGGAUAAACAGAUUCAAAGCUUGUGCUACCAAGUGAAUAGUUUGAUAGAGAAGAUCGCAGCUGCUGAGCCCGAAUGGAUGGCGAAACUUAUGGAAGAAGAAAUGAUUCAGUAAUUUGUGUAAACAUGUGUAUUGAUUAAAAUAUAUUCCGCAUAUCGUUAAUAACAUUU